AUGGUUAAGGCCGAAGGAUGUUGCGGCUCCAGCGCGGGGCCCUUGUGGGCAGUCGCCGGCUCAGCCGCGUUGACGGAGAAUCCGCAGAUGCAGAAGGGUUGCAUCAUUAAUGAUCUGGAGCUGCCCGAGUUAGGAGGAGAGGAGCUCUCCGAGGAGCUGCUGAAUCUCAACGAGGGCUUCUGGGGCCCCUAUCGCGACAUCCCUUCCAUGGCGACGGCCACAAAGAAGGAGGAGAUCUUGCAAAUCGUGGAGAGCUUCGCGAUGGUGAAGAGGAAGCACGUUGGGCUCUUCCAGCGCCUGACUGCCACGGUGCAGAGGAGCCUGGAGCUGUGGUCUGCAGCAGACUUCGCCCUUCUCUGUCGGAGCUUGGGAGAGGUGGGCUGCCUUCACGAGGACCUCUGUGUGGCGAUGGCUCCGAGGGUCACGGCCACAAUAUCGUCUUGCGAAGUCGAUGACCUGGUCCUCCUCUUGGAUGCCUAUGCGCGGACCCGCUGCCACGUGCCCUCUGCCGUGGAGGCUGUCUUGCAGCAGACCGCACUCCGAUUAGAGGAGUUCAGUGCUUCGCAGCUUUGCCUUCAUGUCUCCUCGAUGGCCAGGCUCAACAUCUGCAAUGAGCGACUUCUCACGAGCAUUGCAGACAAGUUGGCUGAGGUAGUGUUCCCCGAGGACGAGUCUGUGCUGCAGCUGAGGCCGCCGUUCUCUGCGCGAGACAUCACUAUGGCAGCUUACUCCUUUGCCCGACUGGGCCUGCGUGAACACGGGGUUUGGAGCACCCUGUCCAGGGCGUCCAAGCCAGUGAUACGGCAUUUCACCGCCAAGGAGCUGCAGACGUUGACUGUUGCGUUGGCCCGCGUGCAACGAGCCGAUGCGCAGCUGCUCGACGACAUCUCCACACAGGCUCAGCGCCGCAUCGCCCAGUUUAGUGCAGAGCCGCUUGCACUGCUGUUGCGAGGCUUUGCUUUCCUCGGUCGUGCCAACGACCCGCUCUUCACGCGGGCUCUGACCCAGCUGCCCCGAGUGCUUCUGGCCGCACGCCCAGCGGAUCUCGUCACACAUUUGGCGGGCUUCGUGGCUGCGGAGGUCAGAAGCCCCUUUCUCUUCGACCUGAUGACGCCGAUGAUCCUGGAAAAGGCUCCCAUGUUUACAGCUUUUGACUGGCUGCUUGCCUUGCGUAGCUACGCUGCAGCACCCCAGGCCGAUGAGAUGUUUCUGUCAGCCUUGGAGUUGCACUUCAAGGCCUCGGAGCUCUCGAAAGCGGAGCAAAGCGAGGCUGAGGAGAUGAUCCGGCAUUUGAGAGCUCGCCUUCGCUUCGACUCUGAGUAG
Molecule: messenger RNA, 1323 nt
Organism: Symbiodinium sp. CCMP2592
Lineage: Eukaryota; Dinophyceae; Suessiales; Symbiodiniaceae
Source: the annotation of a GenBank genome assembly